UGCGUUACCUGACUGUGGCGGUGUCAGAGCCCAGCCCAGGGGUCCCCCAGUUCAUGUCCACCGGGUACCUGGAUGGGAUCCCCUUCGUGCGCUAUGACAGCGAGCGGGGCCAGAAAGUGCCGCUGACACAGUGGAUAAAGGAUGGAGCCGAGCCGGGAUAUUGGGAGAGGCAGACCCAGAUCUGCGAGGGAUGGCGACACGUGGAGGCCAGGAACCUGGAGACACUGCAGGACCGGUACAACCAGAGCGGGGGUUUAUGGCUGUGAUCUCCUGUCUGAUGGGAGCAUCCGUGGAUCCAGUCGGCUCGGCUAUGACGGAUGGGAUCAUCUCUCCUUUGACCCAAAAUCUGGGAAAUUCGUGCCAGCCAACAGUUCUGCUGAGACCAACGGGAAGCACUGGGAACAGGAAGGGAUUGAGGUUGAGAGGUGGACGAAUUACCUGAAGCAUCUCUGCCCCGAAUCUCUCCGGAAAUACGUUGGAUAUAGGCAGAAGGAGCUGGAGCACAAAGAGCCCCCUGAUGUCCACAUGUCUGGAAGAGAGGAACACGGGACGCUGAUCCUGUCCUGCCACGCGUACGGAUUCUACCCCAACACCAUCACAGUCAGCUGGAUGAAGGGGAGUGAUACCUUGGAUCAGGAGACGGAGCGGGGCGGGAUCGUUCCCAACAGCGACGGCACCUUCCACACCUGGGCCAGGAUCGAGGCGCUGCCGGAGGAGCGGGAGCAGUACCGGUGCAGGGUGGAGCAUCCCGGCAUGCCAGAGCCCAGGAUCUUCGCUUGGGAGCCAACAUCUGGCGGGAAUCUCACCGUGGUGGUCGCUGUGUCCGUCAUUGCUGCCAUCCUCAUCCUCAUUGGAUUCGGAUUCAGCGUCUGGAAGCUCCAAUCUGGGAGGAGGGACAGGAGUGGAUACAACCCGGCAGCUGGAAGGGACAUGGGAACCAACAGCUCAAGCACAGUGUUUUUAAGGCAAGAAACACAAAUACUCACAAUGCUUCACUUCUGGUGUGAAAUUAUCCUGCUUUGGGCAAUAAAUCCGGGUUCCCUUCACCAGUGUCUGGAAGUUCUUCUCUGGGAGCCAGGAAUGGGAAUGGGGUCACUGGGACAGAGAUGGAGACACCGGGAGCAGGGAUGGGGACACCACGAGCAGGACGGGCGCAUCAGGAGCUGGAUUGAGACACCAGGAGCAGGAUGGGGACUUGUUAGCCACACCCAGCUCCAUCCCCUGCAAUUCAUUUCCUGCUCCAUGCCACAUGUCCAAGGUGCCCCCAGGGCGGUAUGGCUGCCUUGGGUUCUUGGAGGGACAGUGGGAUGGUGGGGGGGUCAUGCCAGGCCUUGUUGUCCCCAGUGGUCCUUGAGUGUCCCAAAAUCAGGGCUUGGGAUCUCAGAGAGGUGCUCUUGUGGUUUGAGAGGACGUGAGUUUUUUGGGAUUCUGUGUGUUGUAUUGCACUAAAUAGUUUAUUUAGUU
Serinus canaria (Common canary) is the source of this 1464-nucleotide messenger RNA. RefSeq names its product class I histocompatibility antigen, F10 alpha chain-like. NCBI's taxonomy places the organism in Eukaryota, Metazoa, Chordata, Aves, Passeriformes, Fringillidae. Gene Ontology annotation, cellular component: external side of plasma membrane. The coding region runs from base 142 to 1449 and encodes 435 amino acids. The record is from RefSeq and is a predicted model, not a curated record. Gene Ontology annotation, biological process: immune response. The transcript is spliced from 7 exons.